Corylus avellana is the source of this 1492-nucleotide messenger RNA. RefSeq names its product putative pectate lyase 4. Lineage: Eukaryota; Viridiplantae; Streptophyta; Magnoliopsida; Fagales; Betulaceae. The record is from RefSeq and is a predicted model, not a curated record. Gene Ontology annotation, molecular function: pectate lyase activity.
GGGCUCCGAUGGGACAACAUUUUUGCAUGUCCGAAGCAACGAAUAAAACCUUCAGCUCGGGAAAGAAACGUCGGUGGUUAUCUCCGUUACAGAGACAGAAAGAGCUGUGGGCUUCAGUUCCAACAUAAUCAUCAAUCUAAAAAACGUGCUGCAAUAAAUGGGGUGCCUUCACAGCCACCACCAACAUCGAAACGGCAGGGAUGAAGCCGCGGCUUCACCAGCCUUUAAAUAUGGUCCGUCCGAUCACGCUGCUGCACAUAUGCCCAGCUCAACCAAGCCCAACACCCAAAACAACAUGGUUUGCUUGCCUUAUGCUCACGUCGACUCCAGCCUCCGCGCCCUCGCCGGCCAAGCGGAGGGGUUCGGCCGACUCGCCAUCGGGGGUCUCCACGGUCCUCUUUACCGCGUCACCACCUUGGGAGAUGAUGGGCCGGGAUCACUUCGCGAAGGAUGUCGCAGUAAGGAACCUCGGUGGAUUGUCUUCGAAGUUUCGGGCACCAUUCAUCUCUCUUCCUACCUGACAGUGUCGUCUUAUAAGACCAUUGACGGUCGGGGCCAGAGGAUUAAACUCUCAGGGAAGGGUUUGAGGCUUAAGGAAUGUGAACAUGUAAUUAUAUGCAAUCUGGAGUUUGAAGGUGGUAGAGGUUCUGAUGUGGAUGGUAUUCAAAUCAAACCUAAUUCAAAACAUAUAUGGAUAGAUCGCUGCAGCCUCCAUGACUAUGAGGAUGGACUGAUCGAUAUCACCCGAGAAAGCACAGAUAUUACUAUUUCUAGGUGUCACUUUUCAAAGCAUGACAAGACGAUUCUCAUUGGAGCUGACCCCUCUCAUAUCAGUGAUAGAUGCAUCCGAGUGACCAUUCACCAUUGUUUUUUUGAUGGGACCAGACAGCGGCAUCCUCGAGUUAGAUAUGGGAAAGUGCAUCUGUACAAUAAUUAUACCAGAAACUGGGGAAUUUAUGCUGUUUGUGCUAGUGUUGAAUCACAGAUAUACUCCCAAUGCAAUAUAUAUGAAGCAGGACAGAAGAAGGUGGCAUUCAAAUAUCUUACAGAGAAGGCAGCCGACAGAGAGAAGGCAGCUUCUGGGUCCAUGAGGUCUGAAGGGGAUUUAUUCGUAAGUGGAACACAAGCAGGAUUAAUGACACAGGGUGCUGCUGAAAAUAGCAUGUUUCAUCCUAGUGAAUACUAUCAGACAUGGACAGUGGAACCUCCCACCGAUGAUCUUAAGCAGGUUCUCCAACACUGCACAGGAUGGCAGCGUGUUCCACUACCAGCAGAUCAGAAGCCGGUUGCAUAGAUGCCUCCAAUAAUUCUACAUAUAUCUUUAAUUUUCACCUUCAUGUUUGUAUUAAUGAAUGCCUUCCUGAGUGAAAAAUGGACUGAUUUCUAUUAUAGCAAGUGUGAGAUUAUAUUAUAGAGGAGGUUUACUAAUAAUAUGUUGUUUUUGGUUUUUUGUUUGAAAAAAUAUUUUAACGUGAAAUAAAACAGUUUUGAA